This is a messenger RNA of Bipolaris victoriae FI3, 660 nucleotides long. RefSeq lists its product as hypothetical. Bases 1 to 660 code for a protein of 219 amino acids. NCBI's taxonomy places the organism in Eukaryota, Fungi, Ascomycota, Dothideomycetes, Pleosporales, Pleosporaceae. The transcript has a single exon. The record is from RefSeq and is a predicted model, not a curated record.
AUGCCUCUCAACGCCCACCAUGACAGUCUCUUGGCUGAGAUCGAUUCUUGCAUUAAUCGCAAUCGCGGCACCCACUUCGAAGCCGAAAUAUUCUCACACCUUUCAUGUUGUCCGUUCGUUUUGCGAUCGUACGAAUUUGCCAUUGCCGAUGGCGCACUCUACGCGACGCUCAAUAGCGAGCCUCCGACAGGGAGCUACACGGAACGCUUCUGGCAACUCAACGAGCAGGUUCGGAUGCUCCGCAACACCAGUGAGCAUUGGAAGCGUAUUCUAGUCCCUUUUGACAUCAAGAGCAGUGUGUCGAACCGUCCAGAAGACCAACGUUACAUCACAACCGUCAGGCAAAGAGCUCGUGUCGGAUUCUACAUUGCUGUAUGCGCCAUCAAUCCAGAAUAUGUAGAAAUCAUACCAAACCGGUUCAGCGGCGAUAUAAUUGGAGACAUCAAGACACGUAAGGUCGCAGUCAACUUCACACGGAAAUCAUUCUUACCACCUUCCGCUUAUGGCCACCUAAGUCCUUGCAACAGUCCUUACCGCAUGCCGAUAUCUCUCCUGUCCGAAGCUAUCGAAAGCAUCAAGAAUUGUGCACAAGGUUUCGGUGAUUAUAUCAACCCAUGGACUGGUGUCAAAAGCUUUGGUUGGGUACCAUGUGUUGAGUAA